This is a messenger RNA of Coregonus clupeaformis (lake whitefish), 4833 nucleotides long. RefSeq names its product NACHT domain- and WD repeat-containing protein 1. Bases 1 to 4572 code for a protein of 1523 amino acids. The record is from RefSeq and is a predicted model, not a curated record. The transcript has 18 exons. NCBI's taxonomy places the organism in Eukaryota, Metazoa, Chordata, Actinopteri, Salmoniformes, Salmonidae. Gene Ontology annotation, molecular function: ATP hydrolysis activity; protein binding.
AUGGCAUUGCCAAGAGGAGCACUCAUGGAGGUGCUCAGACAGUCAACUGAAGGACUGAAGCUCAGGUCCAACGUGGUCCGAGUCUUUGUCAGCUCCACCUUUACAGAUAUGAGCAGUGAGAGGAAAGCCUUAUUGGACAAAGCCUAUCCUGAACUUCAAAUCUUUUGUCAGAGUCUGGGCUUAGCGUUUGAGGCUCUGCUGGGGAACCGGUAUGGCCACCGCCCUAUCCCCCGUGUCCUCCCAGGAAAACAAUUUGAGGUGCUGCUGUCCAAGCUACCACAGGACCAGGUGGGGCUUCUCCACCAAUGGUUCAGGAAAGACAACAAUGCCAUCCCACCCGUCUACGUUCUUCAGCCAAUCACAACUCUAUUGCCCCACUACAAUGACCUUCGGCCUCAGAGUGGGCCACUGCAGGACGACAGUGUCAUUUCCUGGCGUUACACAGAGGCUCGACUAUUGCAGCUCUUACGCACUGCGGCCGUGCAGGCUGAGGAAGACGGGGAUAUCUCUGCUGAACAAAAACACCAGUUCUUCAAAUCUGUGGCGGAGCAUGAGAUAGAGGAGGGUCUGCGAACGCCAGAUGGGGACGAGAGCGAGCCCUCCGCCGUCGUGUUCGUGCGGGAGCUACCUCACCUGCGCAAGAAGGACGGCCCGAAGCGGCUGGCCCAGUACACGGAUGUGACGGCUGAUGGCCUGCUAGAUACAGAGGCUCAGGACCUCCUCUCGGGCCUCAAGUCGCGUCUCUACGCCGCCUCGCCGGGCAUCCUCAACCUGCACUGUGUGGAGCUGUGCAAGGGAGCCAUCGAGCCCAGCCGCAAGGAGCACGCACAGUACCUGGAGAGUCUCUGCGAGCAGCUCGUGUCCCAGACGAAGGCUUGCAUCGCCAGGAGGGUUGGUGCUGGUUCCCCAAUGGAGGCUGGUGCAGGGAGGAUGAAUGGGGCAGGAGGAGGAGAUGCAAGGCAGAGGGAGGGGGAAGAGGACAGAGGCUGGCUGCUCCAGGAGCUUAGUCACCACAUGGCUUUGAGCGCCGGGAAGUGUUUGGGUGUGUUCCGCGGCAGGGAGGGGCUCCUGGGGAAGAUCUGCCUGGCCAUGUGGGAGCACACCAACGCCCGCCACAUGCCCCUGGUGGUGCACGGGCUACCGGGUGUGGGCAAGACAACGCUGCUCUGCAAGCUGGCACAGGAGAUGCGUGGCCUCCUGGACCCCAGGGCUGUGGUGGUGCUCAGGUUGCUGGGGACGUCGGCAGAGAGCUCCGACUUGGACCGUGUCCUCCAGAGUGUCUGUUUCCAGAUCUGCUCUGUGUUCAGUUUGCCGCCCCCCACCCCGAUAACAGCACACACACGCGAGGACCUUGUGAGGUUCUUCCAUGGCCUUCUAGCUGAGGUGUCGGAGCGAGGAGACACACUUCUUCUCAUACUAGACUCCCUGGACCAAUUGUCUCCGGCCACCCAAGGCCAGAAACUCCACUGGCUACCCAAAGACAUCCCCCCCAAUGUCCAUUUGGUGGUGUCCACCGAUACAGGCUCUCCAGUUUUGGCUAACCUUCGGAGAACGGUCGAGGUGCUGGGAAAUUUCUUUGAAGUAGAACCCCUAUCAUGUGACCAGGGUAGAGAGAUCAUGGAUGCCUACAUGAGGGAAGCGCAACGAAGCCUGACUCCAGAACAGUGUGAAGUGGUCCUGCGUAGCUUUCAGCUGAGUGGGAAUCCUCUGCAUCUGAAGCUACUGCUGGACAUGGCCAGGCGAUGGGCGUCCUAUACCCCCGUGACUGACCUGGCUCUGAGCAGCAGUGCACAGGAAGUGAUGUCACAGCUACUCCAGGCCCUUGAGGAGAGGCAUGGGAAGAAACUGGUUGGCGCGGCCUUAGGAUACAUUGUUUCUGCUAGGGGUAGUUUAUCAGAGGCAGAGCUGCGUGAUAUCUUGUCCCUUGAUGACAAUGUCCUGUCUGAAGUCUACCAGUACUGGCUUCCCCCCAACCACUCCCUCAUUCGCCUCCCCCCUCUACUGUGGGUGCGCCUCAGGCACGACUUGGGAGAACUCCUCGUGGAGGGACAGGCCAAUGGAAUCAGGGUGCUCGACUUCCACCACAAGCUGUUGACUGAAACAGUGCAAGAGAGGUACCAGAGGUCAGAGCAGCAGGCUGACAGACACAGGGUCAUGGCUGAGUACUUCCUGGGUAGCUGGAGCCAAGGCCGAUUCAAAGCUGUCCUUCUACCUCCACUGACGACCACAUUGGACGCUGACCGCAAGGUGCCCCGUCAGCCCCUGUGGUUCGCUAAAGGAGUGGCAAAUGUCAAGAAGCUGCAGGAGCUGCCCUACCACCUCCUCCACGCAGGCCUCUGGGAGGAGCUGUGCCAGGAGGUCAUUGGCAGUAGUGAGUGGCUGUACUGUAAGACUCUGACCUGUGGCGUGGCCAGUGUCAUUGAGGACCUGACCCUCUGCACCGAGCUCAUGGACUGUCCCGAGACUCAACUGAUCCGAGACACUUUCAUUCUCCUCAAGCCCACCCUGGACUUUCUAGAUGGACAGAUGGACCGCUCCCUCUUCUACACAGAGGUCUUGGCCAGGCUCCACUCCUUCGCUGAGAUGUACCCUUCACUAAUAGGACGACUCUGCUGCCAGUGUCAUGACUGGCUCUCGUGCUGUCCCGACCCCAUCCUUGUCCCCAAGUGCACCUUCCUCCAGCCUCCAGGGGGGGCGCUAAAGACAACACUUGCUGGUUUCCAUAAAGGGGUCACAGCUCUGGAUGUUUGCCCAGAGAAAGGGCUCCUGCUGGCAGGCUCAGAGGAUGGGAAGGUGAUCGCCUGGGACCUCAAUGAUCUAGAGGUCAUCCAAACCCUAGUGGGACACACAGCUAAGGUGCUAUCAGUGAGAGUGAUUGACAGUGGCGCCCACUGUCUCUCAUUGGCUGCUGACGGGACUCUGAGGAGGUGGAGCCUGCUGAGUGGCAGGCAGCUGUACUGUACCCAGGAGGCGGUGUCCAUUAACUCCUCACCUUCCACCACACACAUCCACGUGUCUGAGGAGAGGGCGCUUGUCUUCACCCACUCUGGAGGCCAAGUUUCCAGCACUGUACAGGGCAGACAGUCACAGUGGACUCUGAGACAGACAGUCACAGAGCUUCCAGUCUGUGCAACCUUCCUCCACGCCUCAGAUGACGAAAGGAUACUUUUGGCAGGCUGUGAGAGGACACUGGUCCUGUUCCAUAGAGAGUCGGACUAUGUCCAGAGCUUCCUGAAUCUGCACCAUGAGGACACGGUGUUGUGUGCCUGUGUGUCCAGCGACAGCAGAGUGGUCGUCUCAGGGUCUGAGGACCAAAGGAUACGGGUGUGGUCUAUAACCACGGGAAACCUCCUUGACUCUUUCCUUGGCAUGGAUGCCCCUGUCACCACUCUGGCUCUGUAUGAGGGCACUGUCGUCUCAGCCUCCUCCUCAGCCUACUACCUGAAGCUGUGGCAGCUGCCCUCACCCAACGACCCUCAGCAGAAACCCAAAGGCUGCAUCCCAGCUGGAUGCCCUCAGGUUGCCCUCACUAAAGAUGGCGACAUGGUGUACUAUGUUAGAAACAUAGGCCAGAAAGAAGUGAUUACAUGGAAUUGUCACACAGGCUCUUCCGCUGACACAAUGGCUGUCUCUGCUGAGGUGUGCUGCCUGGAGCUGGCCCAGCGCAAGAAACUCCUCUUCUGUGGCCUCAAGACUGGCACGGUCCUCAUCUACCCCCUGGCCUUCCCCAAAGAGACCCUGUGCAUCCCACCUCCUGAGGCUCUACCCAUGGUGCGCUGCAUGGCCAUUGGCAGCCAGGAGAAGCACAUGGCCGUGGCCUACGAGGACUCAGUGUGUCUGUUCGAGAUCACGGCCAGGGACAGUUUCCCCAGCGUGGAGGGGCCCUCCGCGAGGUUUGCCCUCUCCCUGCUCCACUCGCCCGUCUCCUCCAUGGCCCUGCUCCCAGACUGUAGGCUGCUGUACGGGACGGCCUGCGGGGAGGUCACCAUGUAUGACUUCAAGUCCGCCUCAGCCGCCACCCUGGAUGGCCACCGCAGCAGGGUCACCUGUGUGACGGCCAGCAACUGGGGGACGCACGCCCUUGUGGGCUCAGAGGACGCCGUGCAGAGGCUGUGGGGGCUUACCCCCCUGGUGCUGGAUCACACCAUGGAGUACAAGGGGUUCUGGUUUGAAGGGGUUCUCUGUGCAGCUUUCUCUGAGAGUGACAAGUACGUCUUCACUGGAUCCCAGGAUAGAACUAUUAAAGUCUGGGAUGUUGCUAGUGGGAGUCUGUUAUUCGUCCAGUACGUCUAUGCUCCUGUCACCAAAAUGUUGACCUACAGGAAUGGCUUCGUGGCAAUCUCUCAGCUGGGCUAUGUCAUCAAGGAAGGAUUCCGCUGUCCGGAUGACGUCAGUCUGGAAUACAACCCACUCCGGAAUGUCAAGGCACAGUACAGGGUCACGUCCCGGGAGAAGAGUGCAGACAGCCCUCACAGCGUCAUCACAGAGAUCCCUGAGUACAAUCCUGCUCAGUUUAACUUCAUGGCCCUGAUGCUCAAGACCAAACCCUCUCACUCAUGCCAACUGUUGUAAGGAAACUGACAUACCAUAACAGACGUAGUGUCAAUUGUAGAGCUCUAGCAUUAUAUAAUGUUCUAAGGUGUGCUGCUACUGUAUACAGUAAGUUGGGUUCAGUUUUCCACACGGAAUUAUAUGAAAAUAGGGGCUAUGUCUGUCAGCUCAAUUCGCUUGCUUUAAAUCAGCUAUACACAUUACUUAUUAUAAAACAAUUCUGUGAAAUGUAGGGAUUUUUUUUAGCAUAUGUUAUGAACGUUUUCAUCACGAGACAUGUAG